UUAAUGUUGGUAAAGACGUUUGAUUUUCAAUAUGGCUGCGCUUAUGUAUUAAUUUUAUUAUGAUUUUUGAUUUGGCGAAGCAAUAUUAUAUUUCUAGAUUAAUUUCGAUUACAAAAUAUAUAUAUAUAAAUGUUUUCGUUAUCGGUCAUGAUAUUUUAUCGCCCCAACAGGUGUUAUCAACUGACGAAAUGUUCUUGCGAUAGUGGUAGGGUAUUAAGAAUUGAGAAAGCAUUUGGCAGCAUAAUCUUAUUUGACGCUAUUUCUGUGACGUAAAAAAGAUCAACUGGGAACUCUAUGACGAUGAAUAAAUUGAGACUGGGGUCAGAUUACAUUCCCCUCACUGAAGAAGACAUGUUGAAAGUUCGAGCGAUUAUUUCAUUUUCGAGACUAGCUUGGGUUACUGUAUCUAUACCAUUGUUUGCAUUUAUUUUCUGUAUUAUUUGGUCUGUACUUUAUAAUUUUGAACAUGCCACUGCAACCCACUGUAAGGUCUACAAUUUUCUUCCAUCAGUUUCUGCAACGAUCGGCCAUUACAGACCUCAAAGAGAUGUUUGGAAAUUGGCGAUUGCUAUACAAAGUGUAACUAGAAUGUUAGUUUUAAUUAUGUAUUAUCGUUAUUAUAAAGAACAUGUAUAUAAAUGGGCACGAUAUAUCAGUAAUAUUGUCUUAUCUACAUAUAUUGUCGAAAAUAUAUCUCUAAUAACUCUAAGCUUCUGGACUUCAGACUCAAACUAUGCAUUUCACAAAUUAUCUUUUAUAACAUUUUUAUUAAUGUCUUCUAUUCAUAUGCCAUUAUCAUACUUUGUUAUGAAGAAUUGUUGUAACGUAACCAGAGAUUUUUAUGAAACUGCAUCUAUAAGAUGGAAAUGGAGGGCAAUGAUGUCAAAUGUGUUGUCCAUAUUAUUAGCAUGUUAUUUUUUUUAUAGGCAUAAUAAAUAUUGCGAACCAUUAGUAUAUUCGAUGUUCGCUUUGAGUGAAUACGGUGUUGUUCUCUCAAAUAUGAUGUUUCAUUCGACAGCUGCAUGGGACUUUGCAACAUCUAGAGUUUUGAUAUCAGGGAAUGGUAUUAGAUUGAUUUAAAUUAUCAAAUUAUUUUGGAAUACACAUUUAUAAUUACAUUUUAGAUAUUUGAAA
Molecule: messenger RNA, 1134 nt
Organism: Vespa crabro (European hornet)
Lineage: Eukaryota; Metazoa; Arthropoda; Insecta; Hymenoptera; Vespidae
Product: post-GPI attachment to proteins factor 2-like
Exons: 4
Coding region: 295-1080 (261 amino acids)
Biological process (GO): GPI anchor biosynthetic process
Cellular component (GO): endoplasmic reticulum membrane; Golgi membrane
Source: RefSeq, a predicted model, not a curated record